Drosophila biarmipes is the source of this 2563-nucleotide messenger RNA. It is a transcript of the gene Adgf-A2, whose product is annotated as adenosine deaminase 2. Gene Ontology annotation, molecular function: adenosine deaminase activity. The record is from RefSeq and is a predicted model, not a curated record. Bases 705 to 2393 code for a protein of 562 amino acids. Lineage: Eukaryota; Metazoa; Arthropoda; Insecta; Diptera; Drosophilidae. The transcript is spliced from 3 exons. Gene Ontology annotation, biological process: inosine biosynthetic process; adenosine catabolic process.
GCGGCGCGGGGUGCGGACACUUCACUUUUCCACACUCUCUCCUAGAUUGUGUGCUAUCGCUGGAUGAGCGGAAGGCGAAGAACUUAAGAUAUAGGGAAAGACCUCGGCAGCGAGUUGAGCUAUUUUUGUAAAUCCCCCCCAUAACUCGAGCCACACAUGUGGCCAAGGCCAAGGCGAUAUGGUACAGAAGUUGUGGGAGGUGGAGAGACCAAAUUUGAAGAGGCAAACCAAAUAGCUGAAACCUGGAUGGAAACAAAUCACGAUGGCUUUUUAAUUCGAUAAUGGGUCAGUCGUAAACAAAGAGCUGUCGUUACUGGUCACUGAUAAGGUGAUCUUUGUACCCUUUAUAAGUACUCCUCGUCGCCGUCCGAUUCGUUGAUAUUGGCUUGAAUAGUUCUUCCCGACUGUGAGUCACUGGUGGUUAUCGAAGAAAGAACAGAAUUAGUCGAUUUCAACCGCUUAUAAAGUUUUAGAAACUAAUGAUAUUUAAAAUAUUGAAAAUUAAUAUGUCAAAGGAGGUUUACAUAUUAAUGCAAUAGUGCCGGCUUGAUUUUGAAAACAAUAUUUCUGAGUCAGGUUAAAUAAUUACUAAAUGUUCCAUUCGUUGUUUGGUUUUCAAAAGCAUGUUUGGCAUUUUGGGGGACUAAAAUUAAACAAAAAAUCGGGUUGGAUUACGAAAUUUUUGGGCUUUGGCAAACGGGACCAUGGAGAACGUGCGGUUUCAGGACGUCCAAGAGACUAGGCCCUCUCCGCCGCCAGCGAUGAGGGUGAUCCACAUGGACCUCAACGAGGAGGAGAGUCGUCGGCAAAUGGCGGCCAACAAGUAUGGAGGCAUCUGCUUCCACACCGCCAUAGCGGCCAUGCUCUGCAUCAUGCUGGUGGUGGUGUUCUGCUCGGCGCCCCUUGGGGACAACCUGACCAAUCGCACCGCCGAGGAGCGUUACGCCCGCCGGAGGCAGACUUACGUGGACAAGGAGCGACGCCUGAGACUUGGCAGCGGGAUGGCCUUGAGUGCUCUGGAGGAGGAGGCCGACGGGCGUCUGAUGGCCAUCAAGCUGGUGGACGAGGAGGUGCACAACCUCUGGCAGAACUACCACUCCCAACCACCGCCGUUCCUCAGGCACCUCAACAUCAGCGACACGAGUCUCUACGCGGCUUUGAAGAGCAUGCCCAAGGGCGGACUCCUCCACGUCCACGACUCGGGAAUGCUGAGAACGGAGAUUCUCCUCGAUCUGACCUACCACGAACACCUGUGGGUCUGCGUGAACUUGGAUCAGGGCUUCGAGGACUUCAGGUUCUCCCGCCACUUUCCGCACAUCCCGCCGGCGGAGGACUACCAGUGCAACUGGAUGCUGAUGAGCAACUUCUUCGAGUUCGAGCCUCGGACCGCGUUCGUGGACAGGCUGCGGGAGAGUCUCACCGUCCGCAAGGAGGGAUACAGCAGCUCCUCCGAGCUGGCUGGGCACCUGAGACGCCACCAGCGCCUCAUCCACGGAUUGAUCACGUUCCGGCCGAACUGGAGCGACUUCAUAUACAGCAUGCUGAACGACUUCUACGCCGACGGCGUGCAAUAUGUGGAGCUGCGUUCCCCGCUGCCAAUCCUGUACGAUCUGGAUGGCAAUAAUUCUACUAUUUUGGAAACGGCAGAGUCCAUUGUUUUGGUGUCGAAUAUUUUCAAGAACACUUACAAAGAUUUCAUCGGAAUCAAGCUGAUCUAUGCUCCUUCCAGGGACUUCAAUGACAGUCGCAUGGAUGAGUACUUAGCCAAUGCACGCCUGCUAAAGUUGCAUUACCCCAGUUUCUUUGCUGGCUUCGAUCUAAACACCUUUGGGGAUGAGUGCAAUUUGCCGACCUUGGGCCAGUCAGCUCAGCUUUUGAGGAUCGACAAGGACAUUGACUUUUACUUCCAUGCGGGCGAUUCGCGAUGUCCGGACAGUUUGCGGACGGAUGCGAAUCUCAUAGAUGCCCUUCUGCUGGGCAGCAAACGGAUCGGAAACUCCAUGAAUCUGCCCUUCCAUCCGGAGAUUAUGAGGGCGAUGAAAAACCUUAAAAUUGCCGUCGAGAUCUGCCCUUUGUCCAAUCAUUAUUUGCAGUACUUCAACGACUUCCGGCAGCAUCCGGCGGCGUAUUUGAUUGCCGCCGGUUUUCCCAUUGUGAUUGGAUCGGACUAUCCGUGUUUCUGGAACUCCGCCCCCCUGACCGACGACUUCUAUAUGGCCUUCGUGGGCGUGGUCAGUGGGUGGGGCAACCUGCGCCUGCUCAAGCAGUUCGCCAUAAAUUCGUUUCUGUACAGCUCGCUCAGCGAAACGGAGAAGAAUGUGGCCGUAACCAAGUGGCAGUGCAGAUGGAACCGGUGGGUCAGGAACUUCGUCAACGGUAGUGGAUAUGAAUAAGGAGUGGGCGUCAAGAGGGGAAAAAUUAUAAAAUUAAAUGAAACUGAAUGGUUUUUAUUGAACUUUGGUCAGACUAGAAUUGCGAUCGGUGGUAUAUUAAAAAACAGUUUUAUAAUAGGUCCUAAGUAUUAGGGCUUAAUAAGACUGUGUUGUUAAAUAAUAUCUCAAAA